AUGUGUACUGUGUCUCGCCCGCAAAGUCCUCAAAUUUCAACACUCACACACCCGUUAAACCGAGACCAUGAAUCAACUCCUCCCCCCAACUAUCGUCCAGAAAUCACUGUCAAAAUUUUUAAUAAUAAACAAACCGCUCUGCUUGACUCAGGUGCUUCAGUAUCAGCUAUCUCGGAACAUUUUUUCCAAAGCUUAACCACUGACCCCUCUCAAGAUCAAAUUCCUAUUUUUCCUCUUUCAGGCAUAUUACUCACUACAGCUCUUAGCAAUAAAACCGUCAAAAUUAAGUCUCAAAUUUAUUUAACAUUUACAAUUAAUCAAUAUGAAACCCAUGGUAUCUUUCUAGUCGUUCCCUUGCUCUCUACCCCACUUAUUCUGGGGACAGACUGGCUGUUGGAAAAUGAGGUGACCAUAGACUAUAAGAAAAAAAUAAUUUCCCUCUCUACUACUAAUGAUGAAAUACCUUUUAAACUAAUUGCGGACCACGACCCCAGUAGCCUUGUAAACUCACUCAAUAGUCUAAAUUUAAAUGAUCACCACCUUAAUAUGUAUGAACCCCUUUCCAGUUUAAAACAGCCACCUCUCCCGUUUGAAAAUGAAAAAAAUAUUGCCCUUAAUGAUAUCCCACUUAAUGAAUCUCAACGAAAUUUAAUGUUUUCCCUUCUUCAACAAAAUCAACAAAUUUUUCAAGAUAAACCUGGCCUUCACAGAUUUUUCUCUUAUAAAUUCAACAUUAGACCACAUGAACCUUACAAAAUUAGACCAUACCCUGUCCCUUUCUCCCGUCGUCCCGCGGUAGAAAGGGAGAUCAACAAGAUGCUUCAAUGGGGGGUUAUUGAGAGAUCAGACUCUGCCUAUAGUAACCCACUAGUAACAGUUGCUAAAGCCGACGGCUCUAUUCGCUUGUGCUUAGACGCCCGAAAGUUAAACACUAUUAUCUUACCCACACGAGACGCUUCCCCACCCAUCGAUGAAAUUCUUGCAAAAUUUAAUAACAAAUCUUUUUUCUCCGCCCUCGAUUUUUCUUCAGGAUAUUGGCAAAUUCCCCUUGAUCUUGCUGUUCGGCAAUACACUAGUUUCCUUUAUGAUGGGCGUUCCUAUCAAUUUUGUGUUGUACCUUUUGGUCUCAAUAUAUCAAAUGCUGCUUUUGGUAAAGGGCUUGAGGCCGCUCUAAAUAAUUAUUCUACACCUUGUCCCCACCCCAACGACAUACACACGUAUCUUUCACCACAACAUGCAGGAACAUUCUCGUAUUAUUUAUUUAUUAAUUCAACUUAA
Messenger RNA from Macrosiphum euphorbiae (potato aphid), 1278 nucleotides. The record is from the annotation of a GenBank genome assembly. NCBI's taxonomy places the organism in Eukaryota, Metazoa, Arthropoda, Insecta, Hemiptera, Aphididae.